GAAAGGGAACUAAGUGCGGCUGUUCACAAUUCGAAGCAAGAUGGAGAAAAAAGUAGAAUUGGAUCAGGUCAACUUGAUCCCUGCGGAAAGGCUCCUAAAGGAGACACUUGCUACACAACAAGCAAAACCAAGUUAGAACAAGUGUCAUGUGAGACAAGUUAUACCCAAAUAGAGCCUAAAACUAUAGUCCAAAGACAGUGGGAAGUACCUACUAUAAUUUCCCAAGAAAAUACGUCUCUAACUCACAAGUUCAAGAAAGGAAAUCUGGGGCUGGCAAAUUCUAAGGACUGGCAUCAGCAGCCAUCCCAGGUAGAAGGGCUUUCCCAGUCUCAGUUGCCGCCGCAGGAGAGCAGCCGUCAUGGACCCAGCAAAGUUUUCCGACAGAAAUUAAGUAGCAGCAUCAGCGCCCUCCCUCACUUGGAACGCCAGGCCAAACCGAGUUUGGUGGCAACCGCUUUGAAGCCUCCCCAGCAAGAUGCUCUUUUCCCCCAAAUAGCCACGAAGAACUUGCAGAACAUGCCGAGUCUACAUCUGGAUAACCGAUCUCAGGUCCAGCCGUUUCCUCCCACUCUCUCUGAAACCAUCCCCAGAGGGCUGAGCAGUAAAUCAGACAUGGAGAAGACUCACAGUGUCAAGCUCCCACUAACUUCAGCAGAAGCCUUGAAACAUUUUAAAAAUCAACUAACACUUCAUGAACAACGAGAAAUCAAGGAAUAUAAAGAGCUGUGGUUUCUUGGCCUGGGGGCGAAAAAGAUUGAAGGCUACAUUGAUGCAGAGAACAGCAGCUCCUACGAUGACGACCAUGGUUCCUACAAAAAGGUACUGGGCGAUCAUAUGGCAUAUAGAUAUGAAAUCCUGGCUAUUAUUGGGAAAGGAUCCUUUGGCCAUGUUGUAAAGUGUUUGGACCACAAGACAGGUGAAAGAGUAGCAGUGAAAGUAAUAAGGAACAAAAAGAGAUUCCACAAUCAGGCCUUGGUGGAAGUUGGCAUCUUAAACACGCUGCGGCAAAAGGACCAGGACAAUACAUACAACGUCGUCCACAUGAAAGAGUAUUUUUACUUCCGUAAUCAUUUCUGCAUCUCCUUUGAAUUGUUAGGUUUAAAUUUAUAUGAAUUAAUCAAGAAAAAUAAUUUCCAAGGUUUUACCUUGUCUUUGAUUCGUCGUUUUACCCACUGCAUCUUAAGAUGUUUACAACUGUUGUAUUCAGAAAAAAUUAUCCACUGUGAUCUGAAGCCUGAGAACAUACUAAUAAGCCAAUCUCAACUUGGACAAAUUUCAUUUAAAGUUAUUGAUUUUGGAUCAAGCUGCUAUGAACACCAAAGAGUGUACACUUAUGUCCAAAGUCGAUUUUAUCGUUCUCCAGAAGUCAUUCUGGGCCAUCCUUACACAACCUCGAUUGACAUGUGGAGCCUGGGCUGCAUCAUGGCUGAACUCUACACGGGGUAUCCACUUUUUCCAGGGGAAAAUGAAGUGGAGCAACUUGCGUGCAUUAUGGAGAUCUUAGGACUUCCACCAGCUGAUUUCAUCCAAACUGCAUCAAGAAGACGAACCUUCUUUGAUUCCAGCAGUGCUCCAAAGAACCUUACAAACAGUAGAGGGAAGACAAGGAAUCCGAAUUCCAAAGAUCUGAGCACUGUGUUGAAAACACACGAUGGCUCUUUUCUGGAUUUUCUCAAGAAGUGCCUUGUGUGGAAACCUUCCUUGCGCAUGACUCCAGAAGAAGCGAUACACCAUGCCUGGAUGGAGGAUCCUUGGCCGCAUAAAACAAAGCAAAAGCCCAGGAUGGCUGCAAAGCAGAGCAAGGGAACUUCCUUCGCCUCAGAGGAGAAAAAGGAAAAUGCUCAUAAAAAUACACAGAUAGAAAGAGGAGAUGACAUCGCUUGGCAACAGUCCAGCACAGAAGUAAAAUCUGAUCCACCUGAAAAGUUACCUGUUUCAUAUCAAAAACUCUCUCCCAUCGCAUUGUCCCAAGAAAUAAAUAAAGAGGAAAAUCAGGAUGCUAGUAAACAGGACACUCCAGUAAAAGAAGUAGAAGCUCCGAUGGAUAAAGCUGCUAAAAGAGACCGUGGGGCUGAGAAGGUCUUGCACAAAAAUACAAGCAUCUUGCCACCCAUUACACACAAGCAGUGA
Molecule: messenger RNA, 2130 nt
Organism: Python bivittatus (Burmese python)
Lineage: Eukaryota; Metazoa; Chordata; Lepidosauria; Squamata; Pythonidae
Source: RefSeq, a predicted model, not a curated record